UUUCCUUCUGUGUUACUCCAGGUUGUGCCAGCAAACGUUCAUUCAUUCCAAAUCUUAGUUUUUUAUCAGUUGGAUCUUGUUCAACUUCCUCAACUUCCUCUAAUUUACCCAAAUCCUGUAAAUCUUCGUUUGAAACUUCAAAAGGUUUCGGAAUUGGAGCUUCUUCCAUCUCAUCAUUGUCUUGUUCCAGUUUCUCUAGUUCUUCCAAACGGUUCAUCACAUCGUUGUGAUCUUGGUCACCAUUCAAUUUGUUCUUUUCUAUUAUCUUCUCGUUCUGUUCAUCAUUUUGAGACAUCUUUUUGUUUUUGCGAUUUUGAUAAAACAGUUUUUCCAUCUCUUCAUCGUAUUUCUCGACAAUUUCGAUAGGUCCUCCAUCAAUCGAAACAGAUGAGAAAUUAUCUUGAGCAAACUUUAUUUUGUCAUCCAACAUUCGAAUUGAAUCGAGACCUUCCUCACGCUGCCUUCUCAUUUCAGAAACUCUCCGAUCCAAGAUCUUUUCAGCUGUAUGAAUGCUGCAUUCUCCGUAAUAGUUUGCACCCAUUUCCAUCGUAACUUGAUUCGUGCGAACUACAUGGGCACCGCAGAAAUAACCGACUUCGCAAAUUUUCGCCUAAAAAUUAGAAUAAGAUUAUAUGAGAGAGAAUGUAAUUUACCAAAAUAGGAGCUUCCAACUUUUUCGAAUAUUCCUUUGCUCGUUCCAGAACUUUUUCAUAGUUAUCAGCAAUGAUUCUUCGACAUUCGGUCUCAACUUCGAGCCGAGCUUUAGCCUGAAAAAUUAAAUUCAUACAGACUUAAUUAUUUUUAUACUAUUUUAGGGAAACAAACUCGGAAUUUAAAAACGAAUUAUUUUUGUCUUGUCGUUCAUAAUCAUGUAAAAGGAUUUUUAAUUUACCGCAUUGCAUUCUGCAACGUAGAGUUCGCUCAUUUUUUCAGAUAGGUCUUCUUCACUCGUCACAGUCAUUUUCUGCAAAUCUUAGAGAGGUAAUUCGGAGCGGAAAAUGGGAAAAAAUGUUAAAAAGUAACAAUUUCCGAAAGCGCAAUUUAAAAAAGUACAAAAAAGUACAAACUUUUAUGGAGACACUACUGAUUUCUGGAAUCUGUUAAAUCUUAGAAAUGAACUCUUUCAGAAUUUCAAACUUCUUUUUUUAUAUGCGUAAAACUUAUCGCAUAUAUUUUAUGCAAUAUUGAAAGUAAGUAGAGUUUUAACCAUUAAAGUAACUGAAACCAGAGUUUUAUCGUAAAAAUGGUAAAAUAUUCGGGAGUGUUGGUUUCCCUGGAAAUGAGUCACGUAGAGUGUGAGUCCGCAAACACCAGCUGUGAAUUGCGUAGAAUACAUUUAAUAUCACGCUCAAAUAGUUUUGAAUUAAUUUAAUUUUUUAAAAACAUUUUUUAUUCUGUUUAUUUAGUUGAUUCAUUCAAAAUAUGGACAAUUUAGUGGAUAUUGAUGAAGAUGGAACACAAGAAAAGGUAUUUCGAUUGUUAAAAUCCAUCUAAAACAUUUUAAUUCAGCUUUCUGUGAAUUCAACUCCCUAUCAAACACAAGAAUGCGUUCUUUAUGGAUCUAUUUUCGCAAAAAAUGUCCCAGACUUGGAACGACGUUUAGCCGGCCUUUGUGAUCCGGGAUGUGAGGAAUUCUUCGAGCAUGAGAUGUCAUUCAGCCUACGAUCUUCGGGUAUAAUGGAUAUCAAAACCGAUAUUAAAUUGCGAAGAAGAUUCCGAACAGAACAUCGAAUUCAAAAUUAUUGGCAAUUAAAGUACAUUGGAGUUCCGGAACCAGAUCAAAAAUGCCCAACUAUUGUUCGAAAAGAAAUCAGUUCACUUGUCCAUUCUCAGGAUAUGAUGACGUAUGCGAAAUCCUUGGGUCUCCGCAUGGACUAUGAAUAUAUGACACAAGGAAAAUUGUGGACAAAAGGAAAUAUAAAGAUUCUGCACUCAAUAUUGACUAGUACUUCUCGCGCAGGAACAUAUGAUUCAAAUUCAAUCAAAUCUGUUUCUGAUUCUGCGUUAGUGGAAAUCAGUAUCUCAUUGCCCGAGUCUGCAGAAUACAUGCCGGCUGCCAAGUCUCUUCGUGAUUUUGCCGAUCAGCUGAUGCCACUUGUUAAUAUGGAAAAAGUCGAUUACUGGAAGAAAAUGUUCCCAGCUCAAGCAGCUCCUCGUCGUUAAUCUUCAUUAAUUGAUUGAUCUCACUUUGAUACGUUAUUUAAUUUAUAAAAUUCACGAAGUAUUCAAUAAUGUUAAUAUCCCACAAAGCUUCAAUGGUUUAUACCUUUUAUUUUCUGAUAUCAACAUUAAACAUUUUUUUACUCCAAUGAAAAUUUAGAAUGUCAU
This is a messenger RNA of Caenorhabditis elegans, 2328 nucleotides long. It is a transcript of the gene mdt-18, whose product is annotated as Mediator of RNA polymerase II transcription subunit 18. Bases 1648 to 2163 code for a protein of 171 amino acids. Gene Ontology annotation, biological process: regulation of transcription by RNA polymerase II. Gene Ontology annotation, molecular function: transcription coregulator activity. Gene Ontology annotation, cellular component: mediator complex; nucleus. The record is from RefSeq and is marked reviewed. NCBI's taxonomy places the organism in Eukaryota, Metazoa, Nematoda, Chromadorea, Rhabditida, Rhabditidae. The transcript has 5 exons.